This is a messenger RNA of Penicillium hordei, 372 nucleotides long. RefSeq lists its product as uncharacterized. Bases 1 to 372 code for a protein of 123 amino acids. The record is from RefSeq and is a predicted model, not a curated record. Lineage: Eukaryota; Fungi; Ascomycota; Eurotiomycetes; Eurotiales; Aspergillaceae. The transcript is spliced from 3 exons.
AUGGAAGAAUAUCUAAAACAACACGAGCCCUUGAGGGCCUGGAGCACUCAAACGCAAAAGCCACUAAUUGAAGACAGAGAGUUUGCCGUCCUGCGCCCCUGGACUCAAUACCUUCCUCCGACCCUGCCAACCCAUCUGGCCAAUGGGGUCAAUUUGUCUCCAUUUGUGGCCCAGCACAGCCAGGCGCUGAACGUCAAUGAACCCAAGCCCACCCUCACCAAAUUGGCUAAUGGCGAUCUCUCUCCCCACCUGGCCCAAAGGGCUAGCCAGCCCUCGCUCAUUCUGCACACCUUAAUCAACAAAUCCCUCAACAUCAACGAGCCUUCCGAGGCCACUCCCACCCAGGGCCCAUUUCUCUUCUCUGGCACCUAA